Osmerus eperlanus (European smelt) is the source of this 4148-nucleotide messenger RNA. RefSeq names its product lysine (K)-specific demethylase 1a (gene kdm1a). Bases 109 to 2685 code for a protein of 858 amino acids. The transcript is spliced from 22 exons. Lineage: Eukaryota; Metazoa; Chordata; Actinopteri; Osmeriformes; Osmeridae. The record is from RefSeq and is a predicted model, not a curated record. Gene Ontology annotation, biological process: negative regulation of transcription by RNA polymerase II; positive regulation of transcription by RNA polymerase II. Gene Ontology annotation, cellular component: nucleus. Gene Ontology annotation, molecular function: oxidoreductase activity; flavin adenine dinucleotide binding; chromatin binding.
UCAUGUUCUUGGGGUAGAUCUCCUCCUUGUCCAAUCAGCGGAGAAUCAGAGAGGACCCAGCCGAAAGCUGUCUUUGUGUUGACAAGUGCGAAGAUCUAGAGUGUUUGAAUGGAUAUAACCAGGUGCUCGGAGAAAUGGGUAAAACAAGACAAGGAGAGGCCUCUGUCUUCUUCCAUGAUGCUGGCGAGUAAGAAGUCAGACCCCGGCUCCUCUUCCUCCUCCUCCUCCUCUGUGGCGGGGGCCGAGAGAGCCCCAGAUGCCCAGGCCUCCAGCACUCAGACUGGCCCCCCUCCCUCUGCUCCUGGCCCCAUGGACGUCAAAAAGAAGGAGCGGGCCUCCCCUAGUGGGGAGCAAGGUGGGCCCCCGCUCCCCCACCCUCCCGGUCCAGGGGGGGUGGACCAGGAUGCGGCGGAAGUCCGUCGAACCAGCCGCCGCAAGCGAGCGAAAGUGGAGUACCGCGAGAUGGACGAAAGCCUGGCUAACCUGUCUGAGGACGAAUACUACUCGGAGGAGGAGAGGAACGCCAAAGCCGAGAAGGAGCGCAAACAAGUCAUCCCUCCUCCCCCACCUCUGGUGGAGGAGGACAAUGACAGCGAGCCUGAGGAGCCUUCAGGUCAGAGUGUUGAGGGGGCCGCCUUUCAGAGCCGACUCCCACACGACCGCAUGACCUCCCAGGAGGCCGCCUGCUUCCCUGACAUCAUCAGCGGCCCCCAGCAGACUCAGAAGGUUUUCCUGUACAUCCGCAACCGCACGCUCCAGCUUUGGCUUGACAACCCCAAGAUCCAACUGACAUUCGAGGCUACGCUACAGCAACUUGAAGCCCCCUACAACAGUGAUACAGUACUGGUUCACAGGAUACACAGCUACCUGGAGAGACACGGUCUCAUCAACUUUGGCAUCUAUAAGAGAGUCAAGCCUUUACCAACCAAGAAGACAGGGAAAGUGAUUAUCAUUGGAGGAGGUGUGUCUGGCCUGGCUGCAGCCAGACAGCUGCAGAGCUUUGGGAUGGAUGUUACUGUGCUGGAGGCCAGGGAUCGUGUCGGAGGGAGGGUGGCGACAUUCCGAAAGGGCAACUACGUGGCGGACUUGGGGGCCAUGGUGGUAACCGGACUGGGAGGAAACCCCAUGGCUGUGGUCAGUAAGCAGGUUAACAUGGAGCUGGCUAAGAUCAAGCAGAAGUGUCCACUGUAUGAAGCCAACGGGCAGGCCGGUGAACGAUGCACAAGUGUGCCCAAGGAGAAGGAUGAGAUGGUGGAGCAGGAGUUUAACCGACUGCUGGAGGCUACCUCCUAUCUCAGCCACCAGCUGGACUUCAACUUCCUCAACAACAAGCCUGUCUCCCUGGGCCAGGCCCUGGAGGUGGUCAUACAGCUGCAAGAGAAACAUGUGAAGGACGAGCAGAUCGAGCACUGGAAGAAGAUAGUAAAGACCCAGGAGGACCUGAAAGAGCUGCUGAACAAGAUGGUGACCACUAAGGAGAGAGUGAAGGAGCUGCAUCAGCAGUAUAAGGAGGCCAGCGAGGUCAAGCCCCCCCGAGACAUCACCGCAGAGUUCCUGGUCAAGAGCAAGCACCGCGACCUGACCGCCCUCUGCAAGGAGUACGACGAGCUGGUGGAGAUGCAGGUGAAACUGGAGGAGAAGCUGCAGGAACUGGAGGCCAACCCGCCCAGUGAUGUGUACCUGUCGUCCAGGGACAGGCAGAUCCUCGACUGGCACUUUGCCAACCUGGAGUUUGCCAACGCCACGCCUCUGUCCACCCUGUCACUCAAACACUGGGACCAGGACGAUGACUUUGAGUUCACGGGCAGCCACCUGACGGUGAGGAACGGCUACUCGUGCGUGCCCGUGGCCCUGGCCGAGGGCCUGGACAUCAAGCUCAACACGGCGGUGCGCCAGGUCCGCUACACGGCCUCCGGAUGUGAGGUGAUCGCCGUGAACACGCGCUCCACCACCCAGACGUUCAUCUACAAGUGUGACGCCGUGCUGUGCACCCUCCCCCUGGGGGUGAUGAAGCAGCAGCCCCCCGCCGUGCAGUUCGUGCCCCCCCUCCCCGAGUGGAAGACCGCCGCCAUCCAGAGGAUGGGCUUCGGCAACCUCAACAAGGUGGUGCUGUGUUUCGACCGGGUCUUCUGGGACCCCAGUGUGAACUUGUUUGGCCACGUGGGCAGCACCACGGCCAGCCGGGGGGAGCUCUUCCUCUUCUGGAACCUCUACAAAGCACCCAUCCUGCUGGCUCUGAUGGCGGGGGAGGCAGCAGGCAUCAUGGAGAACAUCAGUGAUGAUGUCAUCGUGGGGCGUUGCCUCGCCAUCCUGAAGGGCAUCUUCGGAAGCAGCGCGGUACCUCAGCCUAAGGAGACGGUGGUGACUCGUUGGCGUGCCGACCCGUUUGCGAGGGGCUCUUACUCGUACGUGGCUGCUGGGUCUUCCGGUAACGACUAUGACCUCAUGGCCCAGCCCAUCACCCCCGGCCCCACCAUCCCGGGGGCCUCUCAGCCUGUUCCUCGUCUGUUCUUCGCCGGAGAACACACCAUCAGGAACUACCCGGCAACGGUUCACGGGGCUCUGCUCAGCGGGCUCCGAGAGGCAGGCCGCAUCGCAGACCAGUUCCUGGGAGCCAUGUACACCCUGCCCCGACAAGCCACACCUGCUGCCAACCCCCAGGCCCAGCCUUCCCCCAGUGUCUAAACCCCCCCUCCUGCCCCCGCCAUUCUGCCCCCCCCAUCAUGCCCCAUGAUUCAAACACACACUGACAACACAAACAGCCUCAUACAUCCGCGCACACGCACACGUCACACACAUACAUUCCCCCCCCCCCCCCCCCCUUCCCAGUCGUCAAACUAUUCAAGUGACGUUGGUGACUCUAAUUUCUGCAAAGACUUUAAGAUGUAAGAAUGUGCCUGUCGAGUUUUUGAAGUUAAAUGUUUUUUUUCCAUCACCAAUGCCAGCCCAGCCCAGCAGUGAAACCACUCUGCACAUUCCCCCUGAGAACACAGCGAGCAGCACUCUGGCAGAACUCCACCCACCCUGCUCUCCUCUCUGGUCCCCUUCCUAUGGCAUCCUCCACCAGCUCUCACGCUAUAGGAAACACAGUUGUCUGAGGCUCACACUGCUAGAUGGGUCCACUGUACUUUGUACUCCUGCAGGACCUUAGGUAGUCCACUUUUGUCAUCUCCCUUCAGAGUAAGGGUCAGCAGAGUGGGUGCGAUCGGAUCCCUCCAGGUCUGAGGUGUAAGGCUGGAUCCCUCCAGGUCUGAGGUGUAAGGCUGGGUCCCUCCAGGUCUGAGGUGUAAGGCUGGGUCCCUCCAGGUCUGAGGUGUAAGGCUGGAUCCCUCCAGGUCUGAGGUGUAAGGCUGGAUCCCUCCAGGUCUGAGGUGUAAGGCUGGAUCUCUCCAGGUCUGAGGUGUAAGGCUGGAUCCCUCCAGGUCUGAUGCUGUGCCCCUAUCCUCCCAGCAUUAAACUCAUCUAGAGGAGCUGCAGUAGAGGAGCUGCUAAGCCAACAGCCAAGACGGAGUUUUGAAACGAAAGUCGUUUGUUCUGUAAUUGCAGGUCUUAAAGCUGCUCCCCCCCCCUUACAAUUCCACAUUUUAGAGCUUAUUGAAAGAUUUAAGUCAAGUGAUCCAGCAUUUUGCCACACAUAGACCUGAAUAACCUGAAGUAUAGCCUUACCUCAUGGAUGUGUGAAGUGACAUUGGCCUCUUUAUAGAGAUCGUCAUUGUGCCACGACAGAUCAGCGGUUUCUCAAAAGGAAGGAUGUGUCAGUAGUAUUGAAACAGCCCUAGCAGACAGUUCAACAUGCAUACAUCACACAUAGCACUCCACUGAAACUACUUUUAUUUUUUUAUUAAUAUGAGUGUAGCUGCUGCAAUUUGGAUGUUGCAAGGGCAUCAUCUUAAGGCUAAUGUUGCUAUUUAGUUGAUGUGAUGGGAGUUCACAAUAGGGUUGAAGCAUAGAAAACUAGUCCAAAUUAGCUGUUUGUAUUUAAUGCAAAAGAUAGAUAUUAUGUCAAGGAAAAAAUUGUGAAUGUUCUUUUUUUUGUUCUGCAGCUUGUUUGAAGUGUAUUGUUAUUUUAUUGCUGUCAUCAUUGCAUACUUUUUUAUAUUUUGUCAACAUUUGGUUAUAAAAUAAUAAAACUUAAAAAGGAAAUAUUA